This is a messenger RNA of Harpegnathos saltator (Jerdon's jumping ant), 2454 nucleotides long. RefSeq lists its product as uncharacterized. The annotation marks the transcript as partial. The record is from RefSeq and is a predicted model, not a curated record. The transcript is spliced from 14 exons. Lineage: Eukaryota; Metazoa; Arthropoda; Insecta; Hymenoptera; Formicidae.
CUAAAAUAGGAAACCACCUAGGAGCAGUAGACUGCGCAGUCAAAGUUAUCUUAUCAAUGUUAAAGUAGAACAUGAUCUCUUACUAUAUCUUUUCGCGAUAUGAAUCAUUGUGCACUGUAUCAGGUGUAAUAUGAGCGUUAUACUCAGUGAUGCUGCAAAACUUUGUCAGUAGUGAAGAUGUAUUUUUUCACAGUUUUGUUAAUAUGUUACGGGAUACGUUUGAUAGAAUCUCACAUCGGUAUACCGGAUGAACUCCAAGAAUGUUACGUGAAUGACAACAUGAAAAAUUUUCAUCUUCCCAUGAAUAUUCGUGUGUUACUAGACAUUAUCCGCAAAGCAGAAAAAGAUUCUUACGCUACGAUGGAUGUUAAAGCGAUGUCAUCAUCCUUACUGCAUAGAUUUAAAUUUGAUGGCGUCGAACACUAUGAAAAUAUACAGCCACGCGACGGAAUACUUCCCUAUGGACAAUCUGGAAAGCAAAGCAUAAGAAAUAGAUUAAUAAAAGUAUUGAAUCCAGGAAAACCAGAAAUUUUUCCGUUUGAUUCACUCACAGCGAUAGAACGAUGUACUUUACACCAUGCUAUUUCAAAUACGAUAAUGAAGGAAAGUUCACAUGAUACAAACCUGUUAUGUGAAGAAAUAGGACAAAAACUUACAACUAAUUCCAUAUUUGCCGAUCUGUGGAACUGUCCGAAAGAAUACGGAGUAAUUCUUACACCAUAUGGAACCAUUGCACCAGGUGCUAUCAUAGGAGCUAUUGCUGCUUCGCUUCAGCAUCAGACUAUCUCUUUAAAUGAAAUAUUCAACAUCACCGAAAGACCUAGUACCAUAGAUGGCAUGGAUUAUCCCGACCAAGUUGAUUUCAUUUUGCCGAGAAGCGAAAUGAUACACGCUAGAUCAAUGUCAUAUCUUUCCUUUCUCGGGUUAAAUGUUAAUUUGGAUAAUGUAUGGCUAACUACGAUUGCAGGUGAUUUAGCGGAAAUAGUAGUACAUCAAGGACCCAUAUUGGGCGCUAAUAUGGAACUUGGAGCUGCUGGAUUUUGGAAUAAUACUAUGCGUCCUCACGUUUAUUAUUUAAAAAGCAGUAAAGAUGGCUAUCUCGAUGCCACUCGUGCUGAAAUAGUUGGUGACAUCGAUGCUCUUAUUAUAGCAAAUUACGUGAACACCUGGGUGAAUGACUUUAACAGUCUUCGUUUAAGUCAGAUUCUUGAUAUGUAUUAUUCUAACGAAGGUAUAACUGUACAUGACGAAAACGUCAAAAUUUGCAACAGAAAGAACGCUUUCGCAGACGCUGUACCAAAGACAAUUUUGUACGAACAGACGUACGCUGCAUCCGACAUCUUGGCCUAUUAUAACAGCAUCAGAUUCACAUCUCCGGAAAUUUUUAAACAAAUGGUUGAUCAUGCGGUUGAUAAAUUUUCCGUUUAUGCAAACAGUUACCUGUUAACAGAAUUUCUCUGUCGAGAUAAGAAACUUCAUCCACAAAUAGAAGCAUUGAUCGCAUUCGACGGUGCCUGGGCUAAAGAACAUACAAUGAAUUUGUUCGCGACAUUGAUAGAUGAUCUGGAUAUAUCGAUGUAUGGAUCAAAAAUGGGUAUUUUACAUGGACAAUCUGGGCAAUGGUUGCUUAACGUAACGAAUAGUCCCAGCCUCGCCUAUUAUGCUAUAUCUAAUUUCACAAACAUUUCCUGGCCUACGCACUUAAAUCUUUUGGUAACCAUGGAUACGGUAUAUAAUUACUUGAAUGAAACAUGGGAAACGAAAGGACAACAACAUACAAUAGGAAGCUUGGGUCAAGUGGUCCUAAUAUUGGCUCCAUUAACUCAAAUAUCUGAAAUAGAACAACAGACGAUUUUAAAGUUAUUACGAGAAAUUAGGCAUCAUCAUCCUGACGUAAACAUUUUAUAUUACGUGUCAGAAGACCACUCUGAUUCAUUUCAACCAUUUAUAUUAUCAGAGCAUGACCGUUUAAUAGUUAGCCCUUAUAUCGAUACCAUUACUGAAUAUCUAUUAACAGUCCCACGAACUCUACGGCCGGUACUAAAAUUUGCAACUAACUCUUCAAUGUUCAAAGAUGAAAUGGAGGACUAUAUAAGUCUCUCCAAAUCAGUUACGUACAUUUUGCAUCCACGGCACAUUGAUACAAAGAAAACAACAAUUACAGUUCAUAAUUUUGGUUAUGGGACGAUAAAAGCUUGUUCGUGGAAACAAUAUAAAAUAGGCAACAAUCAGGAACAUAUGUCAUGUCAAAUGCUUGAUUCGCAUCAAGUUGUUAAUAUAACUGAUGAUUUCGUAUGUAAGGAUAUAGAUUGUCCUUACAUAUAUUUCCGUAUACAAAAUGCUACUUCCUACAGAAAAUGUGCAGAAAUAGAAUGCAGAUCACCAGAUCAAGUGAGAUACAUUAUAAGGAUGCAAAGUUACGAAAACUCGGCAAAUAAAAUAUUUGUAAAUAUA